AUGGCUACGACUCCGUGUUUUGAUUUUAUUGAUCUUCUGAGACCUCACGAUCUGCCUCACGGUGGAAUCAUAGUCUUCUUCAGAAAUAAUAUUCACUUUUAUAGAAAUGAAUUGCCGACAACAUCCCCUUUUGAAGCGUUAGCUAUGAAGUUCAGGAUAAAUGGGAUUAAUGUUGUUUUGCUGGCCGUUUACAGACCAGGAUCUGCCCCAAUUUUUUCGCAAUUUUUCAGUGAACUGAAAAAAAGGGGCACGUUGAAUCUGAUCGCAACAUCUAAAGAAUUUCCUGUUUCCAACAUUAAAGUAUCACCUCAUGGUAUUUAUUUGGAUCACUGUCUAAUUCAAGCGCUUUUGUUGAAGUUUGACGCUGUUUAA
Messenger RNA from Helobdella robusta, 372 nucleotides. RefSeq lists its product as hypothetical. Bases 1 to 372 code for a protein of 123 amino acids. The transcript is spliced from 2 exons. The record is from RefSeq and is a predicted model, not a curated record. NCBI's taxonomy places the organism in Eukaryota, Metazoa, Annelida, Clitellata, Rhynchobdellida, Glossiphoniidae.